AUGAUUGCAGCAGCGGCCCACCAUGAUUUUGACGCACAUAUUAUAGACAUUACCGGAGCGUACACACACGCACCUAUUGAUCAACCACUCUACGUUGAGUUCCCAGAAGGUUUUGGCAAAAAGGGACCCUACGUUAUGCGCCUCAAGAAAGCUCUAUACAGCGCGCAUCAAUCAGGAUAUUUAUGGGAGCAAUAUCGCAACAACAAGAUCGAUUCACUCGGCUACACAAUCAAUCCUGCCAACAUAUCCGUAUUCACCCGAAACAAAGAUAAUAUAUUCACAAUGAUGAUAGCUUACGUAGACGAUUUCCUUAUAUGCUGUUUGAAAGGACAUAUCGACACAGUCAAAUCCAAAAUCAUGAAUCUAUUCAACUGUAAGGACUUAGGCAAAGCAAAACAGUUUGUUGGCAUCUUGAUUUCACGCAAUAGACCUAACAAGACAAUCACAUUAACAAACAAAAAAUACAUCAAGGAUAUUAUCAAGUUAGCUGGAAUGACCGGUGCACCGCACGCAUUGUCACCAAUGUCUCAUACACACCCCGUUCUUGUACCCAAAGAAAAAGAAAAUUGA
This is a messenger RNA of Rhizoctonia solani, 570 nucleotides long. RefSeq names its product Copia protein. The transcript has a single exon. Lineage: Eukaryota; Fungi; Basidiomycota; Agaricomycetes; Cantharellales; Ceratobasidiaceae. The coding region runs from base 1 to 570 and encodes 189 amino acids. The record is from RefSeq and is a predicted model, not a curated record.